Messenger RNA from Moneuplotes crassus, 918 nucleotides. The record is from the annotation of a GenBank genome assembly. Lineage: Eukaryota; Ciliophora; Spirotrichea; Euplotida; Euplotidae.
CUAAAAAAAUGAACGAGGUGAGUACUUUAAGGAAAGUAACCUAAUCGCCUUAAAUAGAAAGCCAUCUCUGAUACCAUUAUCGGAAACAAGGUUAAUACUCAAGGGAAAACUUCUGAACCCAAAAUGAAAGAUUUUGGACACCCAGAAAAUGGGAAAAAAAUUUGCCAUUAUAAUGACAAAGUGGCAAAUCGGCAGAUUUAGGAGAGAGGAAUCUUGCAUUAACUCAAUAAGCACAAUCUCGUUUAACGGGAGAUUAAAGGACAAUCCAGUUCCUCAAAGUCAAGGGUUAGAUACAAGCCAUGAAGAGGCCAAAAGGGAGCAUAAAUUACAAAAUAAGUCUUGCUCCUCAAAUGAUAGAGAUAGGAGCAGUAAUUAUAAACCUGCUAGUAGGAGCAACUAUUCCUCAACAGUGACAGAAAUCUUACAGGGUUGGUUUGAAGCCCAUAUUGAUUAUCCUUACCCUUCAGAGCAAGAAAGAAUAGAACUCUGUGCAAAAACUGGUCUAUCGAGGAAGCAACUCAGAGUUUGGUUGAUCAAUUCCAGAAAAAGAAAGGCGCCAAAAGUUAUUAAGAAAGUUGGGAGCAAGGAUACUCAUUCAGAUUUCUCCAUAAUGACUCCUAAAGACAAAAUUUUUGAUUUUGUACAUUGCCAAAACCAGAACGAUUCAAAUGUCAGAAUUUUAAGCAAAAGCAAACCCAAUGUGUUCGAAUUGAUCCAGAACUACAACUCGAGGACCAUUCAAUUUUAUCAGAAGAAGAUGCAGGAGACAUGUGAUAAGAAACUGAAUUCCUUCUGCAUGGCUCUAAAUAAAUAUUGAUUCUGAGAGCACAUUGACUUCAGCUUUGAGAGCUUAUCAAUGACAAGGACUGAUUCUUAAUUUUUGUCUUAGCUAAGUUGCCAUGAAAUUGCUAUAAUGCC